Molecule: messenger RNA, 2628 nt
Organism: Papilio polytes (common Mormon)
Lineage: Eukaryota; Metazoa; Arthropoda; Insecta; Lepidoptera; Papilionidae
Product: venom dipeptidyl peptidase 4-like
Exons: 13
Coding region: 205-2436 (743 amino acids)
Biological process (GO): proteolysis
Molecular function (GO): serine-type peptidase activity; dipeptidyl-peptidase activity
Source: RefSeq, a predicted model, not a curated record
UUUAGUCUUUUAGUCUGUGACUGAUUGUGUGAUUGUGUCAGUGAGUGUUCGCGCGUCUCGCGGGCUGCUUGUCAGUUGGUUGCGCGAAAUUUUCUUCGCCCGUGCGUUGUGAUUUAGUGAUGUUUAGACGUUCUAAUUUACUCGUUUAAUUCUCAUUCAAGAGAUCUCGUGCUCAUCCCGUGACUAAUUUUAUUAUAUCGUAAUAUGGCGCGCACGUUUGUAAUAUUGUUGUCACUAACACUGAUGGGCUGCCUCACCGAGUCUUCCCUCUACACGCCGUUUGUACCUAAAACAUUCAAUUUGGAAGAAAUCGUGCCUUUACAAGCCGAUUUUUAUCCAGAAAGGGUGCAAAUAAAUUGGAUCUCAGAUACAGAAUAUAUAGUAAGAGAACAUCAUAAGGAUUUUAGAAAAUAUGACGCGGUUACUGACACUUUUGUUACUAUAUUAAAUGAAAGUGACUGGUACAAUUUGAACCAUUAUGCUGUGUCGUCGUACUCAAAAGACUUGAAUUAUUUUUUGCUGGCUGCUAACAUGACUAAGGUGUACCGACAUUCGACUCUAGCUGACUAUUACGUUUAUGACAUCGAACUAAAGACUAAAACUAAAAUAGGGCAAGGGCGGACGCAGGUGGUGGUAUGGGGUGCGGGGGAUGCUCUGGCCUACGUGGAGAACAAUAACGUGUACUACAUCCCUAACGUCGCCCGUCCUCAUAUAGUUACCGCGCUAACGAGCACCGGCAUCCCGGGGGAACUCUACCAUGGGGCGACUGACUGGAUAUACGAAGAGGAAGUGUUCAACGCGCCCGAAGCGCUGUGGUUUUCACCCAACGAUUCGUAUCUCGCCGUAGCUUCCUUUGACGACAGAGACGUGGAGUCCGCAAUCUACCAAUACUACGGCAAUCCCAGCGAUAUUGAUAACCAAUAUCCACAACUUGUUCAGUUUAAAUAUCCCAAGGUAGGUCGCACAAACCCAGUGGUAUCUCUUCGAGUCUACAAUUUAAGUAAUAUAGAAAGCGAUCCCCUUUACAUACCAGCUCCAGUCGAUGUUAUUGGUCUAGAUCACAUAUUAGGCAGAGUAAACUGGGCAACAGAUCAUAAUUUGAUAGUUCUCUGGUUGAAUAGAAGACAGAAUGUCAGCAUUCUUAUUAACUGUGAUCUAAUUAAUGAUAAAUGCAGCAUGAUUCAAGAGCAUACGGAGAGAAAUGGUUGGAUCGAUAUACCGAAUCCGUAUUUCGAUAGCACUGGAAGUAGAAUGCUUGAAAUUCAACCAAUGCUCUUUAAUGACCAAAGGUUUCCGCAUGCAGCUCUGUUUGACUUCAAUACAUUGGCAACGACAGAUUUGAGUCCAGGGAAUUCUACAGUGACAUCUAUUGUCGGAUGGAAUGAUGAAACGGAUACAGUGUAUUACAUCGUAUCGCCUUGGGAUCUACCGUGGCAGAGACAGCUGUGGGCGACGUCGCAAGGCGUCAGCAAAUGCAUAUCGUGUCGGGAUCCGACUUGUCGUAACGUUGUCGCAGAUUUUUCACCAGAAGCUAGUUACGGUAUCAUGUCAUGUAGCGGAACCAAUUCACCUCCAGUGACUUAUUUAUAUAAUGCUAAGACAAAUGGAUUAAAGAUAAUCGUUUAUAAUAAUGAAUUGAGUGAAAAGUUACGACGAUAUCGUCUACCGAUGGCUUUGUUCAACUCCAUCGCGCUGGAUGAAGAUAUAGUGGCACACGUAAAACUGCUACUUCCACCUGAAAUGCAAGAAGGGAAGAAAUAUCCUAUGGUACUGAGAGUUUACUCUGGGCCUGGCACAACUAGAGUAAAGGAUAACUUUAACUUAGAGUACUACGCGUCAUAUCUAUCAACGAAUAGAAGUUUCAUAGUAGCAUCGAUAGACGUGCGAGGUUCAGGCGCUAUGGGCGUGGAGGCGAUGCACGCGGUCAACAACGCACUCGGCACCGUCGAGAUAACCGAUACUUUGUCAGCGCUUGAACGGUUGAUAAGUAUUUACCCCUUCAUCGACCCGGAUCGCAUCGGCGUGUGGGGCUGGAGCUACGGGGGGUACGCAUCCACGAUGAUGCUUGUAAAGGACGACGUGAGAUUAUUGGCUUGUGGCGCUGCCGUCGCGCCUGUCACCUCUUGGCUCUACUAUGAUUCGAUAUACACGGAGCGUUAUAUGGACACGCCACAAGCUAAUCCGCUGGGCUACAAGCAAUCGGACCUGCUGAGCGCGGCGCAGAGCCUACGUGGCCGGCGCUACUUGCUGGUGCACGGCAGUGGCGAUGAUAACGUCCAUUACCAGCACAGCUUGCAGCUCGCCAAGCAACUGCAGCAUGCUGAUAUAUCUUUCGAACAAUUGAGUUACACUGAUGAAAAUCAUUCGUUAGCGGGAGUGAGUCGACAUUUUUACCACGCACUCGAUCAUUUCUGGACGGAAUGUUUUGAUCAAUAGUUAUAAGUUGUAUGUUAAUUUAUUACUUUGUAAAUUACUUAACAUGAGAUGCAAAAAUCAAGACUGCGUGAAUGUGUGUUCCGUUGUUUCGUGUACAAUAAUCAUAGUUGGUUGAAUAAACACAAUGACGAAUGUCGAAAUAAUGCUGUAAGUUUAAUGCGGAUAAGAUUAAAAAUUAAAUUAAUUUAUAAA